Molecule: messenger RNA, 777 nt
Organism: Anisakis simplex (herring worm)
Lineage: Eukaryota; Metazoa; Nematoda; Chromadorea; Rhabditida; Anisakidae
Source: the annotation of a GenBank genome assembly
AUGAGAUCGAUCUUGAGAGAAUCAAUACUUGAACUGAAAUUAUUCAGUCAACCUAAGAAAUCAAUCAGAGAAGAUAAUGAGCAGGCUCCAGAAAAAGCUUAUAAAAUUAACUUAUGGGAUGAGUGGAUGAAGCUUGAUGAGGAUUUCGCAUAUGUAGCACGUGAUCGCAAUUCACGACGUUUCAUGUGCCAUGUAUUCCGUUGCGAUACACCCGCUCGUACUAUUGCGAACACGUUGAGGGAUAUCUGUAAACGAUUAAUGCUGCAACGAAGACCGAAUACAUUGAAUUCAAUGGAACGCAAUGAGAGAAGGAUUGUCAGUAGGGGAGAAUCUUCGUUGCCAACACCAAUUGAAGAGCCAAAAAAGACGAUCAGAUGUCACUUUUUGGGUGUUACUCAGGUACCACGUGCAACUGGAAUUGAGAUCUUAAAUGAAGCUGUUGAUCGACUCGUUUCACAGGUGCGUCCAGAACGUUGGAUUUUAACGGACGUAUCGAUAGCACCGUCAACAAUAACAAUCAAUGAGGUGAACGGGAAUCAGAUUGCUGAGUGUCGCGUGCGUUAUCUCUCAUUUCUGGGUAUUGGUCGCGAUAUCAAGCACUGUGCAUUCAUAAUGCAUACGUCGUCGGAGAAUUUCAUGUGUUACGUGUUUCAUGUCGAGCCGAAUGCCGCAAUAAUGGCAAAGACAAUAGAAGCGGCAUGUAAAUUGCGUUAUCAAAAAGUUCUAGAUGCACACGCAAACGCACGUAUCCCUCUCAAUGGAAAGAAUAACUUCUAA